This is a messenger RNA of Haemorhous mexicanus (house finch), 1315 nucleotides long. RefSeq names its product dynein beta chain, ciliary-like. The transcript has 9 exons. Gene Ontology annotation, cellular component: dynein complex. Lineage: Eukaryota; Metazoa; Chordata; Aves; Passeriformes; Fringillidae. The record is from RefSeq and is a predicted model, not a curated record. Gene Ontology annotation, biological process: microtubule-based movement. The coding region runs from base 520 to 1014 and encodes 164 amino acids. Gene Ontology annotation, molecular function: dynein intermediate chain binding; dynein light intermediate chain binding; minus-end-directed microtubule motor activity.
GGCGCGGGGGAGGAUGCACCAGUGCUGCUCCGUAGGGAAUCGACGCUGCGAACGGUCCCGAAUUCCCCCAAACCCCUCCGCGCUGCCGUGCCCUCCGCCCCGGCCCCUCCCGCACGGGCUCCGCCGCCCGCCCGGGGGCCGUCCAGGCGGAGAGACCGGGCCGCCUCCGCUCCGCCGGCCGAGGGAGCAGCGCCGUGCCCCGGCUGCGGCAGCGGGAAGGGCCCGGGGGAGCCAUCCCCAGGGAGACGGGAACGCGAGAAUCAAGAGCUUGAGAUGCUGGAAAAAGAAAUGUUUCUAAUGUGGGAAUCUAUCUACAGAACUAUUUGAAGGAUCUUUUCCAGGCUACAAGCACAUGAAACAAUAUUGAAAAGUGCAAUUGCUCAAGAGAGUGUGGGAUAUUCACGUUUAUAUUAAUGGCAGCAUUGAUGAUUGGACUAAAACCCAGUGGAGAGAGAUUAAUGUGGAACAGAUGGAUGUGCAGCUCAGAAGGUUUGCCAAGCUCUGCAGAAGAAAAUUUCUAUGGGACAAGAGAAAUAUGAAGUAAAAAGAACAACAAAGACUCCCCAGACUAUUUGCAGGACACUACAGGUACUCACAGACAGCACAGUGGUUGAAUACAAAGUCUUGAACCUAACAGGUCAGGCUUUCAGUAGCAGAAGACCUUCUCAGGUCUUCUGGGACUCCAGUUUCAUAAAGGUAGAAGAUGAAGUCCAAAGUGUAGCUGUCAAUGCUGUGCAUGAGUUGAGUACUGAAAAGAUGCAAGCGAUUCUGAAAAGUAAAUAUGUGCAGUUGGUGACUGACAUAACAAAUAAAGAAAAUGUGAUGGAAGCUAUGAAAAAGCCAAAGGUGUAUGAAAGCUCUGAAGCUCUGCAGCAGAGGUAUGCCACAGAUGGGAUGAUGUCCAGAAACAGUUUUGCCAACAUUUGUGAUGCUCAGUUUCAGUGCUUUUAUGAGUACUUGGGAAAUACCCCUUGGCAAGUUAUUACACCUUUGACUGACAGGCUCUCCACCUAGCAGUGAGUGGUGCUCCUGCAGGACCAGCUGGUGCAGAGAAGACAGAGACCAUGGAAGAUUUAGGCUGUGCCCUUGGUAUGAUGGUGAAAAUUUUCAACUUUUCAGAAUACAUGGAUGACAAGGUGAGAUGUUCUGUUAAGCAGUAUGGAGGUUGUUUAGCUUCUUUUUCAUGUGAAUUGCACUGGAAACUUCUGCUUUCAAGAAAAAUAUGUUAAAUAUUUUCAUUUUAGUCUGUAGGGAAUAUCUUUAAAGGUUUAGUCCAUUCAGGAGCUUUGAAGAAUUCAGUCAUCUCUUGGUGGAA